Molecule: messenger RNA, 879 nt
Organism: Schizophyllum commune H4-8
Lineage: Eukaryota; Fungi; Basidiomycota; Agaricomycetes; Agaricales; Schizophyllaceae
Exons: 4
Source: RefSeq, a predicted model, not a curated record
AUGGAGGAGCCGCUUCGUCCGCAGUUCAAGGACAAGCGCAGCACGCCCAAGGACCUGUAUGACGCGAUGAAGACCGCCUUCAACAUCCAGGAGGCCGGCACGCGCUUUGCCGCGCUUUCUGACUUCUUCGACGUCAACCUGAGCGACGACGCCAAGGCCACCACCGCCCUCACCGACCUCCUCUCGCGUGUCGACGAGGCCAUGACGCGCGUCCAGUCCCUGCGCCCCUCGACCGGCUACGACCUAGCCACGAUGGACCUCGAGCUGAAGGCGAUGGUCACCAUGCGCGCGCUCGCCGCCUCCCCCAACCCGCAGCACUCCAACAUGUACACCUCCCUCCUGCUCGACAAGGCGCUCACCUACGAGACGGUCAAAGACAUGAUCGCGCGCGAGUUCGCCUUGCACCGGAUGACGGCGGACGGCACGCCCCUCGCAGCCAACCGCGCCGGGUACACACCCUCCUGCUACAACUGCAAGGGGCCGCACCUCAUCCGCGACUGCCCCAAGUUCAAGCCCGACUGGAAGAAGGAAGAGGAGGCCGCCGCCGCUGCUUCUACCUCGAAGCGCCAGCAGAAGAAGAAGAACAAGGGCGGUGCCAACGCGUCUGGCGCGUCCUCUGCGCCUUCUGCGCCCUCUGACGCUGCGGCUAACUUCAACACCGACACAGGUGCGUCUCUACACAUGACGCCGCGGCGAGAUUGGUUCGUCACCUACUCGCCGCAUCGCGUUCCUGUUCGCCUAGCGAACGGCGCGAUCGUCUACUCGGCGGGCAUCGGGUCGGUGGAGUACCAGCCGGUGGAGGGGGAGAAGUUGCUUACGCCUAUCGUGUUCUUUGACGUCCUUCAUGUCCCUCUCCUUACCUCGAACCUCCUGUCAAUU